GGAAGCGUACGUUACCAGUUCCGCUCGCGCACCUCGUGUUUCGUUAGUCUAAACUGCAAUUAUUUGUCGGGUUUUUGCUAUAGUAGACGGGUUAACUAUGGAGGAGUCGUGUUUCCUGGUGGGUGUAGGCUGUUAGAAGUGAGCAAGCUGCUUCCAAGAAUCGCAUCAACGAGGAAUCUGAGGGUUUUCUCUGAGCACUGCAGUUUCCUCCUCAUCCUAAAGAAGUGCACGUUGGGUAAAUUGGCUCAGUCAGAGAAGAAGAACCUGCCGUUUACUGUAGCACAAACAUGGCUGUGACAGAAGAGGCGUGCCAAGCUGAUAUGAGUACCAUGAAGAAAAUGAGAGCAAAUAUGAAGGAGGAGGAGGACAAUUUACAAAAGAUUUGUGGCCUCUUUCCAUGUUCUCUUCCUCAGACCUCUCUUCAGUACAGACUGCACCAGAUGCAACAUGAUAAAAAGCUGAAGAAAUCAACUUUUGGAUCAGAGAAAUUCACACUGGACUCUUUCCAGUACAGUUCCUUGCCCAUUCCAAAUUUUACAGGAAUGGCCAUUAACACUCAACAACAGGUGCACAAUACAAAUUCUCUGGCUUUAUGUCUCUACCAAGAUAUGAGGAAAAGUUUUAUUCACAAAUCUGGCUUCAGGGAUGAUCUCUGUAUUGAUAUGAGACAGAAGCCUUACCGCUGUUCUGAAUGUGGCAAACAGUUUUCACACAAGAGCAGUCUUCAGAGUCACACAAAAAUACACACUGGAGAGAACCUGUAUUACUGUUCAGAGUGUGGCAAACCAUUCUCACGAAUGAGCCAUCUUCAGGACCACUCAAGAAUUCACACUGGAGAGAAGCCGUUCGGCUGUUCUGAAUGUGGUAAACAGUUUUCACAAAUGAGGUAUCUUCACAGCCAUAAAAGAACUCACACAGGUGAAAAGCCAUAUUCAUGUUCUGAAUGUGAGAAACGGUUUGCUGACAGGAAAAGUUUUCGGAGUCAUACAAGAACUCACACUGGAGAGAAGCCAUAUGGUUGUUUUGAAUGUGGCAAACGAUUCUCUGACAGGAAAGGUUUCCGGUGUCAUAUAAGAACUCACACUGGAGAGAAGCCAUAUUGUUGUACUGAAUGUAGCAAGCGAUUCUCGGACAGGAAGAGUUUUCGGAAUCAUACAAGAACUCAUACUGGAGAAAAGCCACAUGGCUGUGAAGAAUGUGGCAAAAGAUUCUCGGACAGGAAAAGCCUUCGGAGGCACACAAGAGUCCACACUGGAGAGAAGCCGUAUGGUUGUGAGGAAUGUGGGAAACGGUUCUCUGACAGGAAAGGUCUUCAGAGGCACACAAGAAUUCACACUGGAGAGAAGCCAUAUUCUUGUGAGGAAUGUGGCAAAAGGUUCUCUGACAGGAAAGGUCUUCAGAGACACACAAGAAUUCACACCGGAGAGAAGCCCUAUUCUUGCUCUGAAUGUGGCAAAAAGUUCUCAGACAGGAAAAGUUUUCGGAAUCACACAAAUUCACACCAGAGAGAAUCUCUGUUGCUGUGUGGCAAAUUAUUUUCUGAAGCGAACAAUCUUUAAACACACACUAUGAUUCAAAUUUGAGACCUAGGAGGAAAGAAGGAAUAAGUGAUGAUGUAAUCAUUAUGUCUUAAUGAGUGUCUUCAAGUGAAAUGGUUUAUUGCAUAAUCUUUAAACCAAGCCUAUUCAAAGAGGAAAUUAAUAGUAUUAAAGGAUCCUAGGGAGAAACUUGCUCUGAAAGUAUACCAGGGAAAAAUGGUGUUGACCACCAUCUCUGCUGGAGCGUCAGUCAUGGUUAUGACGAUCCAAGUAUAAUAUAACACACUCUCCAGGGGGACAACAUAAACCCAAAGAAUCACCAAAACUUUCUUAAUUGAAAGAAAUCUGAAACAAAUCUGCGCAUUGCAGACAAAAGGAACCCAUGAUGUCUUACAAAAUCCCAACACGUCCCUGAGUGAUUAGUAUAGAUGUGUUCAGUAAUGCUGGAAAAGACUUGCUACUUGUUGUUGAUGACUUCUGUGAUUUUUUGAGAAGUGGAGCUUUUCUUUGACCCAAGUAUGGAAACAACCAUCAGACACUGCAAGGUGGAGCUUGCCAGAUACAAGCUACCAGACCGGGUCUUCUCCAACGAGGGCCCUCAGCAUAGGUGUAUAUACAUAGAUUCUAUGUUCGCUUCAGCCUGGCACAUCUACAGUGCUGCUGUCUUGAAGCUGUCAACUUUUCAUUUAAAAGGUGCAUACAAAAUGUGGAUUUUUUUGUUAACCUGUUACAAUUGCAGAAGACCACAAAACUGCACAGCCGAUGGAUGUGAUGCAAGGAGAAACCUGCAGACAAGGCAGAAAGGGGUCACACUUCGACUGAGAGCUCUUAUGUGUGCUUUCAUUUUAUUACUAGUUUGUAUUCUCUAUACAAAAUAUGGAUUUUUUUUUUUUUCAAAUAUGCGAAUUUUACAGAAUGCCUUAAAACUGCACAGCCAAUGGAUGUGAUGUAAGGAGAAACCUGCAGACAAGGCUGAAAGGGAUCACACCUCACCACUGAGAGCUGUCUUUCAUUUUAUUACUAGUUUGUAUUUUCUACUACAAGUAUUCCCUAGUUUAGUUGUGUAGUGUAAUCUGUCAGACUGAAAGUAGAAAGAAACAACACUAUUUGUAUUUUGACUAGUGUAAAAUUAUUAAUGAACUAUUUAAGAUUUGUUUGCCUGUAUGAAUAUAUAGUCAUAUUUUAGGUUUUAGUUUUCAAGUCCUUAUACAGCAGCACAAAAUAUUAUCGGCACCCAGCUGCCUUCUGUCCAGAAUAUACAGUAUAUAAAAUACACACACGUGCUGCCUUAGAAAAAUGAACAGUAUUAUUAAAAACCUUAAGCAUUACGCAUGAUUCCUCACCUCUGUCCUCCCUUCUGGACCAUUGGCAGUCGCACCAGUAGAUUCAAAGACCAGGUUCUAACCUGAGGUCAUAAGGUUAUUGAACAGUCCAGCUUAGCAACAAAUGCUGGACGUGUAUAUGUUGCAUCUGUUGUAUGUGCGUGUGUGUAUGCAUAUGCAUAUGUGUGUGUGUGUGUAUAUAUAUAUAUAUAUAUAUAUAUAUAUAUAUAUAUAUAUAUAAUAUAUAUAAUAUACACACACACACACAAACACGAGAGGGUACCCAAAAGUAACAGGAAUUGGGUUGUAAUAAUUUUUGCUUAAAACUUUAGUCUCCUUCAAAGUCUCCAUGUGAAUGAAUGCACUAGUCCCAACAGUUUUCCCACUGGUGGAAACAUUUUUGUAAUUGCUGAAGAGGAGUGUUGUCCAAUGCCUGCAGUGAUUUUUUUUGUUUGAAUUCCUUCAUGGUACAAAAACACUUUCCUUUGAGUUGUGUUUUUUCACAUGCGGGAUAAAAGAAAAAGUUGCACUGAGCAAAGAUCAGGCGAGUAGGGAAGAAAUCUCUUCAGUAGUCCAAUGACGAUUUUUGUAAAUUGCAUUGUGAACUUUUUCAAGCUAUUCUUCAUUCCUAAUUGUGGAAGGUCGGCCAGAUCUUGGUUGGUCUUCAAGUGACAUUUCCCCUCGUUUGAAACACGAAAACCAUUCGUUGACCUGUAUUUUAUUUAAAGCUUCCUCUUUAGAAGCAACUUUAAGCAUCACUGCAGUUUCAGCAGCUGUUUUCCCUAAGAGAUAACAAAAUUUAACGCAAACUCACUGUUCUUUAUGAUCACCCAUCACAAAAAUCACAGAACAUUUUAACAAGCACCAAGAAAAACGGACACGGAAUGCCGUACGUACAUUGCAGAGCAAUGUCACUUGGCAGACUGUCACAGAAUACUGUAAGUGUGCUACACCUAGCCGUGCAAUUUGCAACGAAGUUGAGAUUGAACAUCAGGUACACAUUCCAGUUAUUUUUGAGUACCCCCUUGUGUAUAUUUUUUACAUAUAUAGUGUAUAUUAUGUAUAUAUGGUACAUUGUAUUGUAUACUUUGUGAGCGUGUGUGCGCUUUGCCCCUUCAUUUAAUAAUGUCACUAUUCUGAGGAGGCAUAAUCAAAACUUUCAUUGUGUUAUAUGCACAUGAUGAACUUGAGUUGUGUGCUCCAUUUUACAGUGACAUUAUUUAUACUUUAAUAUUAUCAAUAUUGGCAGAAUUAUAUUGUUUUUAGUGAUAUUCAUGCAGUUUGGAAUUGUUUUCUAAGGUUUGGAACUGUGUGAAAAUAAUUAAUGUAACCUCCUCUAUUAUUGAGUAAAAUAACUGUACAUUUAAAUAAAAUAAAUCAGACACCAAAAAGUA
This is a messenger RNA of Erpetoichthys calabaricus (reedfish), 4254 nucleotides long. RefSeq names its product gastrula zinc finger protein XlCGF52.1-like. The record is from RefSeq and is a predicted model, not a curated record. The transcript is spliced from 4 exons. Gene Ontology annotation, molecular function: RNA polymerase II cis-regulatory region sequence-specific DNA binding; DNA-binding transcription factor activity, RNA polymerase II-specific. NCBI's taxonomy places the organism in Eukaryota, Metazoa, Chordata, Cladistia, Polypteriformes, Polypteridae. Gene Ontology annotation, biological process: regulation of transcription by RNA polymerase II. Gene Ontology annotation, cellular component: transcription regulator complex; PcG protein complex. Bases 288 to 1559 code for a protein of 423 amino acids.